AUGGGGAAACUGAUCAAGAUGGGGACACAGGAGAGGCGGUUACUCCGACCAAAGAAGCUUCACUGGAGUCGCCUCCUUUUCCUCCUGGGAAUGUUGAUCAUUGGUUCCACUUAUCAGCACCUGAGGAGACCCCAGAAUCCCCCCUCAAUGUGGACAAAAUUUUCCCCCCAGCAGCCUAUUAAACUGGCCAUCAGGGACCUCCCCAAUGAUGAGAUGACAGUGACGGGCGGUGACCCUCCAGAGGCCAGCUCUGAAGGGGAGGGUGAGAUGCUAGUACCCCAAGACACAGUGAUCAUGGAUGACGCAUCACCAAUGGAGGAUACCCCCAAUCCACCCAGAACAACCAAGAUCCCCCCAACAUCACUGAAGUCCAGUUAUAGCCCUGCAGCAGCUGGCACAAGAAGACAAAAAGAAAACAUCCCACCCACACCUGGCAGAGCGCCAAGUCACUUCAUCUUAACUUCAGGCAGACAGAGGGUCAAAAGUUACACCCCAAAACCCAGAGGCGAAAGGAAGAGCCCCAGCCCAGCUCACCACAGAGAAAAAGGAAGGACGCAUACCCCAUCCCCAGCAGGUGCACCUCGCACAGUCAGCCUCACAUCAGCAGAGAGAGACAGUGAAACCAUGGCAACCUAUAGGCUGUCAGAGCCCAGAUCUGAGAGAACAGCAGGAGAAACCAGGGCAGCUCCUCUCAAGAGAAAGGUUCUCAACACCCCGACUUUCUUAACAAGUGGAGUAGAAACAAAUCUGGUGACUUCUCCAAGUCUGGUGGAAAAGAACUCCCUGGGAAGUUUUAGAAGAGGGGAAAGAAAUAGUUCUACCACUCCCCAGGGAGCGGUCCUGCAGCACACACCUGCCACCUCUGAGGAGCAAAUGAUGGCUAGCAUCCCAGUAACCAUCGAAGGUGCUACUGCUGCCCGGAGAAUUAGCAACCCCUUGUCCGGAACCAGUGCACCAGCCAUUAGAAUCGCCUCAGCCACCAACAGGGAAAAUAGACCUUCCGCAGCACACAGCACCCUAGUAACUCCCAAAGGCAAGGCAACCGUGACCACACAGGUCCACCGCUGUGUGGUUGUGGAGCCAGCCGCAACUGUACCCAUGGCCCCAUCUCCAAGCACGACAAGCAUCCUGUUCCCAGAGGCACCUGGUUCCAGUCCCUCAGCCUUGCCGCCUGGCUGGCCAAACCUCCACCCCAAGGCGGAGUAUCCCCCAGACCUGUUCAGUGUGGAGGAUCGACGACAGGGCUGGGUGGUCCUACACAUCUUCGGCAUGAUGUACGUGUUUGUGGCCUUGGCCAUCGUGUGCGAUGAGUACUUCGUCCCUGCCUUGGGCGUCAUCACAGACAAACUGCAGAUCUCCGAGGACGUGGCAGGGGCCACGUUCAUGGCUGCCGGAGGCUCUGCCCCUGAGCUCUUCACCUCUCUCAUUGGUGUCUUUAUCUCCCACAGCAAUGUGGGUAUUGGUACCAUCGUAGGCUCGGCCGUGUUCAACAUCCUUUUUGUCAUCGGCACCUGCGCCCUCUUCUCCCGGGAGAUCCUCCACCUCACCUGGUGGCCCCUGUUCCGCGAUGUCUCCUUUUACAUCCUCGACUUGUCCAUGCUCAUCGUCUUCUUCCUGGACAGUCUCAUUGCCUGGUGGGAGAGCCUGCUGCUGCUGCUGGCCUACGCGCUCUACGUGUUCACUAUGAAGUGGAACAAGCAGAUUGAGCUCUGGGUGAAAGAACAGCUAAGCAGGGGGCCAGUAGCCAAAAUCAUGGCCCUGGGAGACCUCAGUCAGCCCAGUGAUGGUGCCAUUGAGGAAAGUGAGCAACAGGACGACAGGAAGUUGAAGCUCCCGUCCGUGCUGACCCGAGGGAGCAGCUCGGCCUCUCUGCACAACAGCAUCAUCCGCAGCACCAUCUAUCACCUCAUGCUCCACAGCCUGGACCCCCUGGGGGAAGCCCACCCCUCCAAGGACAAGCAGGAGAGUUUGAAUCAGGAAACCAGCGUCCUUCCCCAGAGCAAAGCAGAAAGCAGCCCAGACGAGGAGGAGCCAGCCGAGCUCCCUGCGGUCACGGUCACUCCAGCCCCUGCUUCAGACGCCAAGGGAGAUCAGGAGGAGGAUCCAGGCUGCCAGGAAGAUGUGGAAGAGGCUGAACCCAGAGGAGAAGUGACAGGUGAAGAGGGUGAAAGGGAAACUGAGGCGGAAGGAAAAAAAGAUGAAGAAGGGGAAACUGAGGCAGAAAGGAAAGAAGAUGAGCAAGAAGAAGAAACUGAGGCAGAAGGAAAAGAGGAACAAGAAGGGGAAACUGAGGCAGGAGAAGAAGUUGACCAUGAAGGGGAAACUGAGGCAGAAGGAAAUGAAGUUGACCAUGAAGGGGAAACUGAGGCAGAAGGAAAUGAUGUUGACCAUGAAGGGCAAGAUGAAACCAAAGCAGACACUGAGGUGAAAGAUGGUGAGGGUGAAACAGAAGCCAAUGCUGAAGACCAAGGUGAGGCCACCCAAGGUGAGAAAGGUACAGACGGUGGAGGGGGAAGUGACGGAGGGGACAGUGAGGAAGAGGAGGAGGAAGAGGAGGAAGAAGAGGAGGAAGAAGAGGAAGAGGAGGAGGAAGAGGAAAAUGAGGAGCCUCUGUCCUUGGAGUGGCCUGAGAGCAGGCAGAAGCAGGCCAUCUACCUCUUUCUCCUGCCCAUCGUGUUCCCACUGUGGCUGACAAUACCUGAUGUGCGGAGGCAGGAGUCCAGAAAGUUCUUUGUCAUUACCUUCCUGGGAUCCAUCAUCUGGAUAGCCAUGUUCUCAUACCUCAUGGUAUGGUGGGCUCACCAGGUUGGUGAAACCAUUGGGAUUUCUGAAGAGAUUAUGGGUUUGACAAUCCUAGCAGCAGGUACUUCAAUUCCUGACCUCAUUACCAGUGUGAUCGUCGCCCGGAAAGGCCUGGGAGACAUGGCCGUGUCAAGCUCAGUGGGCAGUAACAUAUUUGAUAUCACAGUGGGCCUGCCUGUCCCUUGGCUCCUCUUCUCUCUCAUCAAUGCCCUGCAGCCUGUCCCCGUCAGCAGCAAUGGCCUGUUCUGCGCAAUUGUCUUGCUCUUUCUCAUGCUCCUGUUUGUAAUCUUCUCAAUUGCAUCGUGUAAAUGGAGAAUGAACAAAGUCCUGGGCUUCACCAUGUUCCUUCUUUACUUUGUGUUCCUGGUCAUCAGUGUGAUGUUAGAAGAUCGAAUCAUAUCCUGCCCUGUGUCUGUCUGAUUCUGCCACUGAUGCUCAAGAUGGACAUAGAGCAGAAGACCACGCUGGAAGUUACUGUCCCUCUUACCAUACCAAUCCAAUAAUAAACAUGAUCAGGAAUGUGAACUGGGCAGUGCAGACCCUCAGAAGUGACGGUCAUCAUAGCUGAGGCUUCUCUUUGCAAACAUCUGCAGCUUCUGGUGGAUCAAGAGUGUUACCUUGGAAGGGAGAGUUCCUACCACUCAGGCAAGCAGCUGUCAUGCAGCCAGAGGGCUUCCUAUACGAGACCUGGGGUUACUGUUGGGAUGGCAGAAAGAAGACAAGUACCCUUGCUCACAGUUCCUUGGUCACUCCUGAAGAGCCAUGGCGCAACAUGCAGGGUCGAAGGCUCGUUCUCCCAAACACUGCCCUAAAUAUGCACCGCCAAGUGCUAUUCUUCCUGGUGCAAUUGUGAAGCCACAUCAGGUUUGCUGUCUUUGUGAGUUCAGUUAAUGAGUCUAAGAAGUGAAGGCUUUGGGGCAGGGGGCAGGGGCAGGGGCAGGGGCAGGAAUACAU
Apodemus sylvaticus (European woodmouse) is the source of this 3756-nucleotide messenger RNA. It is a transcript of the gene Slc24a1, whose product is annotated as solute carrier family 24 member 1. The record is from RefSeq and is a predicted model, not a curated record. Gene Ontology annotation, biological process: calcium ion transmembrane transport; long-term synaptic depression; visual perception. Bases 1 to 3222 code for a protein of 1073 amino acids. Gene Ontology annotation, cellular component: membrane. The transcript is spliced from 9 exons. Lineage: Eukaryota; Metazoa; Chordata; Mammalia; Rodentia; Muridae. Gene Ontology annotation, molecular function: calcium, potassium:sodium antiporter activity; calcium channel activity.